AUGGGGAAGAAGAAGUUCAUUGAUAAGAAAAAGGCGGCGACUUUCGAGCUGUGUCCUCGUGAUACAUCGGACCCGAGAUACAGUGACGCACCGGGAGGUGAUAAGAUGUUCUUAAGAGUUGAUCAGAACCCUGUAAACAUCAAUGGUUUCAUCGAAGAUGAGGAAGAAGAAGAAGACGACUCGAAGUUUGAAGAUGCCCCUGAAGAUUUACCUUACGGUUACUCCGGUUUUGCUGGGGGUUCGAGUAAUCCCUUACCUGCUGAUGUGAGGAAGGAGAUUCUUCAGUUAGGUUACCCUGACGAUGGCUAUAACUACUUGGAUCAUUUGAGAGAGAUUAAGAACACUGGUGGUGGUUCUAAUUUCUAUGCAAACCCCAAGUCUGAGAUCAAUCCGCGGCCUCUUGAUGUCAGGGCCUUUGAUGCUUCUCGUGUUCAGGUCUCUGGUGUGUUGAACGAAGAAGCUAACGAGAACAAGUCGUUGUUUAGCGUGGCGUCAAGGACUGUUAACGUCAAGGUGCAGAAAGUCAUCGAUCUUGAUCCUGAAGUUGCUGCGCUGCUUGAGAAGAGUGAUGACUCUGAGUUUGGCUCCGAUGUUGAGGAUCUGGAAGAAGAUUUCAUCGUUCAAGCUAGUCUCACUCAAGAGGGAGAAACUUCUAAUAACGAGCUCGAGCUUCCCGCUAAACCUGUGGCUGCAAACCCGAGAGUUACUCGUGAGAUCGAUGAGCUGUUUGAUGAGCUCGUGCUCAAUGAGUAUGGGAGUGAGAGUGACAAUGAUGGUUACAUGAGUGAAGAUGGAGAAGAAGGACAGAGCGUUCAGAAUCUAAUCUAUGAGAAGCCGAAAGAUUACGAGCUUGAAGAGAAGUAUAUGAACCCUGCGGAUAUAUUGAAGAACAGUGACUCUGUGAAAGAUAAAGAGGAGCUUGCAACUGCUGCGCAUCUUAUUCGUCGCACUGUGGAGUAUGGUGAGAAUUUGGAUAAUGGGGAUGAAGGUGAGUUCGUGGAGAUUGAGGAAGAGAGCAGCGACGAGAGCGAGAUGUUUGAUUGUGAGUCCAUUGUCUCGACGUUCUCGAAUCUUGAUAACCACCCUGGUAAAAUCUAUGCUCCAGAGGCUAGGAGGAAGAAGCUGAGUGAGACGGUGGCUAAAGCGUUGAGCUCGAAUGGUAAGAUCAUUACCCUCCAAGGGAAAGAGAAGCUUCCGGUUGAGUUUUUGCCCGGGAGGAAAAGUGAGCUGACAGGUGUUAAACCGGUUAUUCCGAAAGCUGAACCGGUUAAGAGGAAGACUCAUGGACAAGAGUCGAAAGAAGAGAAGAAAGAGCGGAAGACUGCUGUGAAGAGUGAGAGGAGGGAAGCGAGGAAGAUGAAGAAAGAGACGAAGGAGCUUUAUCGCGGUGAGACGCAGCGUGCUCAGAGAACCGUUGCUGUUUCUGGUCCUUCUUCGAUUCAUCUUUGA
Molecule: messenger RNA, 1449 nt
Organism: Microthlaspi erraticum
Lineage: Eukaryota; Viridiplantae; Streptophyta; Magnoliopsida; Brassicales; Brassicaceae
Source: the annotation of a GenBank genome assembly